Molecule: messenger RNA, 2427 nt
Organism: Blastomyces dermatitidis ER-3
Lineage: Eukaryota; Fungi; Ascomycota; Eurotiomycetes; Onygenales; Ajellomycetaceae
Exons: 2
Coding region: 1-2427 (808 amino acids)
Source: RefSeq, a predicted model, not a curated record
AUGGCAUCCCCCCCACCAGCGUAUGAAAGCCAUGACAUGCCCCCAGACUACGUCGGGGGCCUUCCCAUCUCCGCCCCCGCUGCUCAGUCUCAAACCAAUCUCAAUCUCAAAUUAUCUUCAAGAACGGACAAGAAACGAAUGGAGGACGAGCCCCCGACUGCGGAUGAAUGCAUAGUGCACCUAAAGCUUCUCGCUGCGAUUGCAGAUCUCCGCGACGAGGUAUCGACGACUGAUGGCCUUUUCGGACUCUCCGACGGUCUCAUCGAUAAAUUCAGCUCCGAAGAUGACAAGUACAGAGCUGCUGCUAUUAUAAGGGAAAAGAGAUGGCAAAUAUAUGUGACCAGGGCAGUAGAUCGAUUUGAAACUUGGUUCAACAGUUGCAUUACCACCGAUAGCGGGAAUGGCUUGUUCAAUGGCACCGUGACAGUCGACGAUAUUGAAAAUGGUGAAAAUUAUCAUAAGAUUACGGAUUGGGAUACCGCGAUCGUGCUCGCUGUUGAUACUCUACCACCGCUAGAUGUUAUCAUGGUGUGGCAUUCGUAUAUGCUUAAUCCACGAAUAUAUUUGGAGGACUGUAUUCGUCUUGGGAGGAUGAGCUUUUGGGUGACAGGAAUGCCCUGGGCAGCUGUCGAUGCAGCUCUGGAUAGGGAUGACUUCAACUUCUUACCCGGAGAUGAUGCAAGGGAAUACUUUGAACGGAUGGCCGGGAUUCCCUGGGACAAUCUCUUGGACUCUCCAGUCAAGCUGAUAAAAUGUCCAAGUUGCCUAACAGCUAUUGAGGUGGAAUGGGAGAGCAGGGAAUGGAAGCUGGACGCUCUGGAAACGCCCUUCGAACACAGUGACGGUUACGCAGAUAAAGGUUUCCGCAGGAUCUGUCCCAGUUGCUCCCUUGUUAUCACGCACAGUACCCUUCAGGUCGCUCAGUUUCGGCAAGAUAUGGCACGGCUUCAAUUGUAUCAGACACCAAUGCCGGGCACCCUUCUUUCUCUCAACGGACUCCCAGAAAACACCAAACAUAAAGGCCAUGAAAACAUGCAACUACCUAACAAAAUCAUCUCAAAAGUCCUACAUAACAAUCUUUUAGAUCGGACAGACUUCUACCACAAUCCCGCUGCUACCAUAGAAACAAUCCGCGAUUACUUCGAAUUCGCUUUCAAAAAGGAACGCUACCUCUUUGCCCCAGCAAAAAUGCCCUCCCUCCCCCAAACUCGCCAGGAGAAAAUUGCCUUCCGCCGCCUCCUCUCCCGAUACUGGGGCAACUCGUCAGUCUUCGGUCUCGACCUGGUCGGCGCUGUCGUCCGCCAGGGGACCUUCAUUACAAAAAUGGACACAAUUGACUGGCUCCACUCCCCCACCCUCCAAGCCACCGUGGAGCAUCUGUUAAGCAGAUACACAGUUUUCAUCCACAUCAUCUCCCAGCACAAGAAACUCGCCGUACCCACCCUCGAUAUCGAUCUGGGCUGGCACACGCACCAACUCGCCCCGCAAUCCUACUUCCGUUACUCCCUCCACAAAACGCACGACCGCUUCAUCGAUCAUGAUGAUAAGGUCACGGAAGAUCAGCUCACCAUGGCCUUCGAGUGGACAUCGAAGAAGUAUAUGGAGUAUACCAACGGCGAACCCUAUAGCGAGUGUAUAUGCUGGUACUGCGAGGCUACCCGUGAGGCGAACUAUGGACCAGCUGUGAAUAUGUAUUUGAUAUCGCGGGCGAAGAAGCUGGCGGAGUCGCUACACGCUGAGCUGGGAAACGGUCAGAAUCCAACCGGUACGAAUCCAACCGGUGCGAAUCCGCACAUUUCAACGCAUAAUGCGGUGCCGGUGGCGAAGAUGCAGGAGCCAUGGAUGGUGGAGAGUAAGCAUCAUGGCGUGCGGCAGCGGCUCAUGGACUAUCAUCAGAAGGCGAUGAGGAGGGAGGAAAAGCGGGAGAGGGCGAGGUCGAAGGAGGAGAUGAAGAAGAAAGAGAUGCCGGACAAAGGAAAAGGGAGGCACCUGUGGACGGGGAUGCAGGACACGGAGCAGAGUAGCGACGAUUUAGCCGAAAAACCUACACGGCAGCAACACCUUCUUGCAUCUGCAUCUGCCUCUGCGUCCACAUCUAGUCUGUCCCUAUCCGUACACACCCCUGCUAAGGACCGCCGCUACGGCUACUACCCCAUCAUCUGGGGGUAUCCCAUCUUCAUCCCGUUCUACGCGCCCUACGCUACCGAUCUGUCCAUCACGUCGGCCAUAUAUCCUACGAACCCGUCGUGCAUGAGUACGGACGUCCACGGAGCUGCGAACUGCAUACCUGGCACUUGCGUUGCGGAGGUUGCGGCGGGGGUUUGUGGUGGUGAUGGGGGUGUUGGGGCUUUUGGGGCUGGAGGUGUAGCUGGUGAUGGGGGAGGCAGUGGCGGAGUGGGAAGCUGUGUUGGAGGGGGAGUGGUAUAG